Molecule: messenger RNA, 20078 nt
Organism: Porites lobata
Lineage: Eukaryota; Metazoa; Cnidaria; Anthozoa; Scleractinia; Poritidae
Source: the annotation of a GenBank genome assembly
AUGGGAAGCAGAAUUGACCAAGGAGAGAAUUUGGUAAACGAAAUUAUUUCUCAUUUGAAAAACAACGAGGUAAGGAUAGUAAACGUGAUGUUGGCUGGUUAAACACAUGCAAAAUGUUUGAUUUAAAGUGAAUUGACACACAAAAAAAAUUGCAACAGUUACAUUUCCCAAAAUAUAAACAUUGUAUAUAGUGAGUUGAACUGUAAGAUAUUAAUGCAGAAAUUUCACCAACCGUUCUUUCCUUUUAAACAUGAUCGGCCAAAGUAGAUGAGGUACACUUUGACUUUAAACUUGCCUAAUUAUUUGCUCAAAGAAUCACUUAAUAAGCCUAGUAUCUUUAAUGCUGUAUUUUCACGAUCUAGUAAAUAAGAUACUCUUAGGUUAUUUAACAAAACUGUUCUAUAUUUAAGAAAAAAUGACAUGCACCCAUCAAACAUUUCGAAUUUCCACACUAGCUUCACUUUAACAACGAUAGUUUAAUUGGAGCUAAUUGAGAGGACCUCAGCGGCAUUUCAAGAUAAAGAAAAUCGUCUAAAUUAUUCAAUAGAAGAAACACUUAUAAUUAACCCAUUUCAAGUAAGUUUACCACAAUAGCAUCUAAAUCAGAGAAACCCUAAUUAAAUGGCUUCAUUUAACUUUUCUAUGAAAAAUUUAUCGUUCGAAUCCUUCCUUCUGAUUUUGACUGAAAACGAAAUGGAAAAAUGAAAACUAUCCAGACUAUCAUGCUCCUUGCCGACUUAUAUUAUGCGACUCUAAACUGCUAAGUUAACUUAAUUUUUACAAGGACAGCUCCGACAAACAGAAUUUUUUUUUGAGGACACUUCAGAAUGGUUGUCAUUUCAAUACAUGUUAUGUUGAACUUUCGCUGAGGGACCUUUCUCACAAGCUGGUUCAAUUGGAAUUAAAAUUUAGUUUAUUUUUGACCCCAGCGUGUCCAGUAAAGUUAAGCAAAGGUUGGUUGCUUUAAUUUAAGUCGAGGCGGAUUGGCUCAAUUGACAGACUUAAUUUAAGCGCCGCGGGAAGUACCGAUUUGCUCACAGCAACAAUAACAACUUUAUUCAUAGGCAGCAUAUUCAAGAGUUAAAAUUAUUAAAAGUACAAUAAAGCGUAACAACUCGAUGAUGCGACAGUCGCGAAGGGUAACUUGUAACUGCCCUUGGUUUGUUUCUCCUUCUAUGCCAAGUGCAUGUUAUUGUUUUACUGGCGAUCAGUGUAAUCUCGUUCUGGUCGUAGGAGAUCUGGGUACGAGAUAAUGCCGCGUAAGGAAAUUAGGUCGAACGCAUUUGGUACAACACUGAGAGCCGCAUAAUCAUAUAACAUAACAUGCCAUUCUUGCAGGAAUUCAGGGCUGGAGGAGCAAAAAGUCCUAUAGCAUCCCGGUCACCAAGUGGUCAGUCCAGCAGCUCAACAUCUCCUAGCCAGCUGCAUUCGAGAGAGAAGACUAAAGCUAUCUUCAUAUUUCCUUUGGCUGAGAAAUACCGAUGUCCCGUGUGUAGAGAUGUAUUACGAUAUCCCAUACAGUUUGACGAAUGUGGACACAGGGUCUGUUCCGCGUGUUUUCCUGAGUUAUGCAGGUAAACUCACUUUAGUCCUUAUUUAUGAUGAAGAGAAUCAAGAAGGAUAAAGGCAUAUCAAACAACAAACUAAGAUUCCAUCUCUUUCCCCUUUUUCCUCUCUUGCAAGGAUCAAAUAACUUCUAGAAAAGGGUUAAUGGGUUUGAGAAUAGAAUAGAAUCGAAUCGAUUAGAAGAGAAUCAAAUAGAAUAGAAUAAAAUGAAAUAGAAUGGAAUGGGAUUGAAUGGAACGGCAUGGAAUGGAGUAGAACAGAACAGAACAUGAUAGAACAGAACAGAACGGCACGGAACGGAACGGAACGGAACGGAACGGAAUGGGAUGGAAUGGAAUGGAGUGGAACGGAAUCGAAUCGAAUCGAAUCGAGUAGAAUAGAAUAGAAUAGACUAGACUAGACUAGACUAGACUAGACUAGACUAGACUAGACUAGAAUAGAAUAGAAUAGAAUAGAAUAGAAGAGAACAGAACGGCACGGAACGGAACGGAACGGAAUGGAAUAGAAUAGAAUAGAAUAGAAUAGAAUAGAAUAGAACAUGAUAGAACAGAACAGAACGGAACGGAACGGAAUGGAAUGGAAUGGAAUGGAAUAGAAUAGAAUAGAAUAGAAUAGAAUAGAAUAGAAUAGACCAGAAUAGAACAGAACAGAACGGCACGGAACGGAACGGAAUGGAAUGGAAUAGAAUAGAAUAGAAUAGAAUAGAAUAGAAUAGAACAUGAUAGAACAGAACAGAACGGCACGGAACGGAACGGAACGGAAUGGAAUGGAAUGGAAUGGAAUAGAAUAGAAUAGAAUAGAAUAGAAUAGAAUAGAAUAGAAUAGACCAGAAUAGAACAGAACAGAACGGCACGGAACGGAACGGAACGGAAUGGAAUGGAAUAGAAUAGAAUAGAAUAGAAUAGAAUAGAAUAGAAUAGAAUAGAGUAGAAUAGGAUGUCCAUGCCUGCAUUCCUUUGUAUUUGCUGAGUCAUCUCAUAUACCUUCUUCUAACGUUUAGAGCGGUUAUUUUCCUGUUUCACUCAGUUUGAUGGAAGUUCUAAUAGUUUGAAUUUUUAUAAAUAUCGCGACACACUAGUACAACUCCUUUAAUAAAUAAAGCGUAAGAUUCGUAAGCCGGUUACCAGAGUUUAUUUAUCACGUUUUGAGGCUGAAUUAAGGGAUUUACUACUCCUAUACCAAACGGGGUUGUAUCAAGUUUAUCAAAGCUCGACUUAAUUGUUCUUUAAUCUUUACAGAGUGGAGCCGCGUUGCCCAAUGGACCAGAAGCCGAUUAGCAAAGAUACUGUAAGUAUAUAAAAGAUAUUCUACAGACUAAAAGCUAAGCCUUCGACUAUCACUGCUACAUGACUGAAAAAAAAAACAUAAUCCCAAGAGCGAUCUCGUAUACUUAAGUCUACGGCGCCUUUUUGACUGGCUGAAAAAAAGCUUGUUGGUGGUUGUACUCAGCGCCUCUUCAUUUUAGAUUUCUUCAUUCUAAAAGCUAGACAACGGCCAAUAUUAAGACAAUGUUAUAUCUUAUCUUCUCCUUAUUGAAGGCGUAUGUGGAUAAAGCAUUCAACCGAGAGAUUUUAGAACUUGAUGUCAAGUGUAACAAUCAUGAGUGGGGCUGUAAGUGGGAAGGAGAGUUUCAGCAAGUUCAGGUGAGAUGGGGGAGGGAGAAGGGAGGGAGGGAAUAUAACCAAAGUUUGACCUUUUCUCUACCCCUUCGGAAUCAUCAUCCAUUCAAUCAACUUCUCGCCUUUACUAUUAAAGACGAGUAUUGCGACAUUCUUUUUGGAAACUACCUUGCACACAGUACAUCAAACGAACCAGUCAGUUUUUCUUCAAUUUCUAAUUCGUAGGAUUUCAAUCACAUUGAGCAAGGUUAUUUUAAAAGAGUUAGAGAAUUAAAUUAUGUUUUAUUUUCAAUAGAGCAAAAAGAAAAACGGCAAAUUAAUAAAUCAACAGAAAUCUUAUAGGGUAAAAACUUUAAAAUAGGAAGAGGAAGAUAAAGGACCACGCGGUUGAAAGCGUACUUGAAAAAGAUUGCAUGAAUUUAGUAAGAUUUUUGUUGCGCAUGUGCUGCUUGUUGCUGGGGAACAGUUUUGAACCCAGGCUUAAAAGCCGUGCGCGUGGAGCCUCCAUUUUUUCCUCCUCACACAAGAAGACAUAAGGAGACUCUGUUAAGUUCGCAGAGUGUGGGUGUCUUGUAUCUUCAGUCGACAAACGAAUCGCUGGAUAACGUGAAAGAAUCGUUAACACUGAAAUCGACUGUUCCCUCUUCAGGAACACCAAGAAACUUGCGAGUUUGUGGCAAUGCUCUGUACUUACGACUGUGGCGCUAAAUUUCAAAAACGAUUCUUCGAGAAGCACGCGAACAAAGAUUGUCCAAAAAAGAUUAUCGCCUGUCCGUACUGCGACGACAGACAUCUCAGGGAGAACAGAAAGGUUGAGUGUGAUUCAUGUUGUUUUAGUUGCAAUUACUUAACUUGAGAUGGGCGUCGGUUAGGACCAUACUCAGCUAUACCAGUUUCACUUUCUUUUGAAACUAUUCACCUUAAAGUUACAUGUAACUUUUUUUAAAAAAACUUUUUUACUUGAUAAAAAGGUGUUAACUAAUUAAUUUAAAGGCAGCUCACAACAUUGGAACAAAAAUAACUCUUAUUGAUUAGAGCAAGAAGGUCCCCGAUUUCCUCAGCCCGAAGGCAGUAAAACAGCUAAAAACUAAUCAAGGCAGGAGUGGAAUAAGAAAAGAAAUUGGAAAAAGUUGAAAAUUUGCUUUUAAGUAACAAAACAGUCAGAUGUAGAGAAAAAGUAAAAAGUGCCAAAAUUUGCCACAAAAUAAGAGAAAAACCACUGUUACACUAAAAAUCCCUCGGAGAAUACAGUGAACCAGAAGUCGUCUCUGGUUUUAUUUGCAUCUUAAAGUUUUAUGUUUAAGCUUAUUUGGAGACAGCGAAAAAAAUCGCAUAAAACACCACAAGUCUAAACUGGCCGUACCCUUUACGACUACCAGCAGUCGUUCCUCUUUUGACCAAAUUAUUAUAUGUAUUUCAGAGUCAUUUUGAUGAAUGUCAAAAGCUUCCGAUGCCUUGCCCUAACAAAUGUGAAAAGACAAUUGUUAUCAGCAGAGAUGAGGUGAGGAAAGCGUAACACCUGGGAUGAGUUCAGGGGCAGUUUAAAGUUCCCUUGCUUUUGUUUGUGGCGUAAUCACUAACGACAUGUACGGUGGAAAUUAGAUUUAACAACAAACUCGACGAUCGUAAGGCCUUUUUCUCUUUUGUCAACUUUAAGAAACCUCCAAGGGCUUUGUAAUGUGCCCGGAGUGGGGAAGAUGAUGACAACAAGGGCGACAAUGAUUAAUGGUAUCUUAAAGUUGGUGGUGGUGGCAAUGACGGUGAAAGUCAAGAAUGACUUUAUUUAAAACCAUUUUGGCCAGUUUACUUUAAAAGCGUCUUUGGUUUGAAAAAAGUCGAUGCUUGAUUUUAUUUUCUGGGCGGAGGACGCUAAAGAUAGGAACACAAGGGAUAUCGAGCAUUCCAUUCAUCAUUUUAUUUUCAUCCAUUGUGUUCCAGAUUGAUCAUCAUGUCGCUGAGGAUUGUCCAAAGACAAAAAUGGACUGUGACUUCUUAGAGAUUGGGUGCAACCACAAUGUAAGAAUUUUACAUUAUUCCAUUUACUGCCAAGAUAGCGUUCAAUUUGAUUGAAAAUUAUUGUAUCGCUCAGUCCAGUUAAACAUGUUUGCGUAUUAAGUCCUAGACUGUGCAUAGACAUUGCUUUAUUUUUCUUUUCGAUAAUCGGCGAACGCGCGAGAGCGAGCUCGGAUCGCUUUUCUUCUUCCCCACCUCUACCCCUUGCGCUGGCGGUAUUUUAAUACCCCCCCCGCGUUUUUAUUUUUACCACGCGCGCUCGGCGGAGUUUUAAGAGAAAAUAGAGAGUCUGUGAACAGGCUAUUUAAGUCCCCAUGCUACGGAGACUUAUGGAGGUUGUCGAAAUAGUAUUGUAAAAAAUCUGAGGGUCAACCGUUAAUAACGUCUUGCUUUCCUUGAAUACAAUGCUACACUUACAGUGCACUUUACGGUUAUCUGACAUCAUAAUCUUAACUGAAAAAAUGAAUUUAAAAAUUAUAAAUGACUAGGAAAAAUAUCAGUUCCCUUUCACUGAUAUAUGAAACUGACUGCACUUCUUUUUCUCUAAAUCAUAACUACAUGCUUAGUGUAGUCGAGAGAAGCUUCCAAAGCACCGCAAGAAAGAGAUAAUAAAUCACGUUAAAAUGCUCUAUGACGUUGUCAUGGCGACGAAAAAAGAACUGCAGGAGACCAAGAUUCAGUUGAAGGAGCAGAUCGAGGCAAAUCAACAACAAGAGCAACGUAUUGCAGACCUAGAAAAGAUCACAAACAGUCAGCUAAUCUGGAGAAUAGAAGAUUAUCACAGAAAGUUCAGAGCCGCAAAAAGCGGUGAGAUGGACACUAUUUUCAGCCCAGAGUUUUACACCAGUAGGAAUGGGUAUCGGCUGAUGGCCUCCGCUUGUUUGAAUGGCGAUGGCAAAGGAAAGGGAACGCAUUUAUCUGUCUUUAUCAGCGUAGUUCAAGGUGAGCUUACAUUCACAACCCUGUUAUUGAAACCGCCGUAUUAAGGGGUAUUGGCACAUACUGAUCUAGUAACGGCUUUCAACAAUGACGAGUAUCACGUAAUUCUGCAUGGCACUUAACCCUCAAUAACGCAAUUUCACACUUUUCAAUAAUCGAGUCAGUCUCCGACUAGAACGCAUUUAUAUGUUUGUUGGUUUCGCUCCCGGGUGGGUGGGUGACUCCUUAGUGACGACAGCUGAGUUGUUUGUCCGAAAAUUAGAAAUAAAGCCGUGAAGAAAACUAAUUUUGGAGUGGCCAAAGCUUUAUAAGACCCCUACGGUGCGAGUCACAGAAGAGUCCAGUGCUGAAAAAUGAGUAAUUCAAAGAGAUUUUGAAAUAGCUGCGCUGUAAACUCGUCUAACCAAAACGCAUUCUCCCAUCUUAGGGAUUUACGACCCUCUUUUAAAAUGGCCGUACAACUACAGGACUACGUUCUACCUUUUGGAUCAGAACCCAGACCUUCAAAAAAGAAAACACAUCUCGUUUUCCGUGAAGCCAAACGUGUGUCCAGAGAACGAGGCAUUUCUUGGUCGACCCAGGACCAACAAAAAUCCAAGCUUUGGGUCCGGGAAGUUCGCUUCUCACGAGGACAUUGAGAAAGGAGCAUACGUUAAAGAUAAUACCAUGUUUAUUAAAGUUGUCGUGGAUUGCGACGGAUUUAGCGAGCCUUGAACGCUUUAAAAUCAGAUUUGAUGAUAGCACAGGAUUAGUUGUUAAAGGUUAAAGGGACUACGUCAGCCUAUUUUAGUAAAACGCUAAAAGUUUUUUCGCGUCAAUUGAAUUCCAAAAAUAAUGGUCCAGUUUGUCAUUUAAGACUAUAUUCAGGCUUCUUAACUGUUUUCUGCUAGCUUGCGAGCAAGCUCUCCUAGUUGGGCGGGUGAAGCGAGCCGCGCAAGAACGCGCAAGCGAGUGGCGAGGGGCGGAGGAAAGAAGAGAUUGUUGCAAGCUCUCCUUUCUCUCCCCAGCCUUCCGCUUUCGUGUCCCCUCUCGCGUGUCUCUGCGCGUAUACUUUUCAUGUAGAGCUUGCUCGUAGGCUAUUUCCCACCGGCUAUUACAACAGAUGGAAAGGAUGGACGUUCACUUUUUCACCGGUUUCACCUGGUAAAGACACUUAGUAAUGACCAAAGCACAGAAUUGACCAACAACGGCAAUAUCCUAGUGACAAAGCCUUUUUAAGCAUAUUGUAUUAGCAUUUGAGACUGGGUCGGAAUUGCAUUAUGGGACUGUUUUGGGCGGAAGUGCAACCUUGUAAUAUCCAAUGAACGAAGAGAUAGAGUCUCAAAAGCAUUCCCAUAGUGCAGUUCAAAACAACACUGACUCAGUCUCACGCCUAACUUGAAAUGGCAAGCGAGAAUAAUGGGACAGAGAGGGAAUCUUUAGGCGUUGGCCUGGAUACUGUGUGAAGUCUUUCAUUCUAGGGUGUCCGCACAUUUUUAUCGAUAGCUUGAAACGUCAUCACGUACACGCGCGACUGCCUCAAAGCAAGCAUUGCAGAAUAUUGUAAUGGCGAUUCAUCAAGAGAGCAUAACGUCCCCUUAUUCUCUCCUGACAACACUAAAUAAAACUUUGCGGACCUCUCCGGAAACCAACUUCCUAUUAAUUUCAAGCGUUUAAUUAAAAAAUAAAAAUAAAUAAAUUUGGUGAAAUUCACAUAUCCCAAGGGGUAGACUGGGCGUUUCUUUCUUUGUCCAAUUAUUCUCUCUUGCAAAUGACUAAUAAUCGCCUCGGCACAAUCAUCAUUAUCGUCUACAUUGUCAUUAUCUAAUGUCUGUAAUUUUUGUAAACACAUGUUAUCUUCCCUAAGUUCAUGUAAUGCAGGUGUCUUCAUUUAUCAAAGUUGAAAGGUGUAAGUUAAUUAAUUCAAAUACGAAAAUACAUUUCCUUUAGAGCUGGAUCAAGAAGUUUACCCUGUAUAAUAAAUACUGCAGAUAUUGUGUAAAAUCGUAUUGCAAACCAGAAGCUAUGAGACUUCCUAAAACCAUCAUAGAAAAUAGAAAAAGUGUAAUAUUUACAACAACAACAGGAAAUUUUAAGCGUACAUAGAAUAAGGUUUCCUUCUCAAACUCGCAUGCGUAGGUAUACUCUACAGUCCCUUAAACUCAACCCCGCAUUCCAUCAUGAACCAAUUCUCGAUGCUAGAACCUUGUCCGUCUUCAUUCAGCGGGCGCGAUGGCUCUGGGCCUUUAGCUACGAGCAAGACUAAAAACACUGAAGAAACAUGCCUAAGGGUUGAUUUCCAGUGCAGUCGCGUAAUUUUUAACGUGCGUACGUGCGUAAAAUUUACGUUGGCAAAUGAAAUAGAGGCAGUAUAUGAAAGGUCGCUCGUACGCGUAAAAGUUGAACCUCGCUCAACUACUUUGUCGCUUAAGCUCAGCACUUUUUAUCUUGCCUCUAUUUUAUUUACGUGAUUGAAAUUUACGUGCGUUACCGUGCGUUACCGUGCGUUACCGUGUGUAUCCAAAAACGCGUCAGUGCCGGGAAAUCAACCUUGAGAGGGAGAAACUGAGCUCUUAGAUUGAGCCGUCAUGAGAGAUACAGCUUUAAUUUAUGAGACUCGUCAUGGCUUAAACGAUAAUAUGGACAAUAAAUGCCAUGGCAACGAAAAACGUUCUCUCGUUUGGUUCUAAUAUUGGCUUUGACACCGAACGUUCCUCGAUUCACUUUUAUUAUUAUUAUUAUCAUCAUCAUCUUUUUUCGUUGUAGGAAUUUAAGUUGACUAUUUAUAGAAAUUCUAAAGAAAGUGUUACCCGAAAGAAGCGUUCAGAAAACGGCUUAAUUCAACAAUUAAGUGUCAUUUGGCGAAUUACAUUUGAAAGUAACAUCAAGCAGGAAAGCUGUAGUACUGAAUGCGGAAAGAGAUUUCUUUGCUUUCCCAUUUCAGUCAUUAAUGGUUCGAUUCAUUUCUAGGGAAGAAGUUGUAUUUUGUUUAGCAUGACAACAAAUGUAUAAAUACACAAAGAUACAAAUAAUCUCUACUCAGAAAAAACGAGAAGCCCUUACAACGAGCAAUUUGAUUGGUUGAGCUUUAGAAACAGGUGCUGUCGAAUAGUACGCACAGUGUGAUUGGUCAAUUGAAGAGCUUCUUUGGAGGCAGGUGCUCUGUUGGUAGUUUAUGCAAUAUUCUUUCGCGGAGAUCUAUCUAUUCGCAGAAAACUUCAAACCAACGUUGCGGGAUUUGAAUUGUUUAACAAGAUGCCGGACAUUGGCUCAAGCCAGAACGUUCAGCAGACUCAGGAGCCUGCUGGAGGCAAAAAUAAUACCCCAAAUGGACUUAACUCCGGCAUGGAUCCAGAGGUUAGUGGGAAUUACUAUUAAGCUAAAAUUUUCUCGGCUUCCGAUGGCAAUUAUACAGAACUUUGAGCUUAUCGAGAUUACAGAAAGCGAUAAUGAGGACAGUUUUUCAAGAUGUGCAGUUUGACUAAAACUAACUGCAAGAACCAUAGACACAACUCGCAGUGUUCUUUAUCGUAAGCUAAUGACAGGUCAAAGGCAAAUCGUCGAUUAUCCCGCAAACAAAAACAUUUACUACAUGUAGUAUCGGUAUAUUUGCACUUAAAUGCAAAUUUAAAAUGAAAACGCACUUGAAGCCCGCACUUGAUUUCUCCUUUUUUUUUUCUUUAGUUCUUUUUUCCUAUACCUUUGUUAGUAUUUCUUGCUGAGCUUGUAAGUAAUUUAAACUGAGACGAGUAUGCAGCAUCGAAGUUGCAAAAAUAUUGUGCAAAUCUCGACAUUUACAGUUGCUCCCUAAUUCUAAUUUUCAGUGCGAUAUGUUUGCGGGAUUACUUAAACAAUGCUCUUUAGCUACCUUUUAUACUUGUGGGGGUGAUAAAAUAACAAUUGGAAGGCAGUUUUUACUCUUUAACUUUUGUCAAAAUGGGAGUAUGUUUCUCCACAUACUUAAAGUGCAUUUUGCAUUUCUCCGUCUGCUUUCCACGUAGGAGUCGAGUAAUUAUCGUAAAUAGUUUUACAUAAUAAACCAACUAAAACAUUAAAAGAUUCACUGCCAACAAUUUUGUUUUUCGGCUACUGCUUUAUAUGAAGUCUUCGUAAAAAGUCAAAUCGGAAGCCGUCAAAGGUUAAGGCGAAUUUUAACAGUUUUCGAGCCAUUUGGCGCGUACCACUGAUGAUUAGAGUAUACCCGCCGUCUGCAGCAACCGUAGAUUCUCAACUAGCAACGUUGAAAUUUCUUGUAAUUCUUGAAAAAGAAUCUAACUUGCUGUGGAUAUUUCAAUCCUCUUGGGUAAAACUCAUUCACAUGGCUUUUUUGAGCAAAUUGUUUUCACCAUUAUUAUUUUAUUAUUUAUGGAAACUGACAUAAAGAAUGCGAGCAAAUCAUUUAGUGUACAGCAGUUAGUUAAGAACUAACAAAAAAGGAGCACCGGCUGGGAAUAAUUUGUGGAAUAUGCAGUUGAGAGCAUGAAUGUCAAAACAUUAUCUGAGAUGUAAUGGACAAAAUUUAAAGAAAGUAUGGGUGAAAUGUCCAAGAAAAAUAAUGGCCUCGCAGCCAAUAUCCACCGAUAUAAUCAGCUCAUUGCUUACAUUUUCCUUUACUUUGCAACUAGCAAGAUCUGUAGGGCGCCUGUCAUUCAAACCAACAGACAGAGAGUGCAUAUUUCGUAAUAUUAAUAUUUGCUUUUCAAAAAGAUAAAAAUUUCGAUUUUUUUUUUCAACUUUAUGUGCGCUUACUGAUCGCUGUUUUCAAUUACAACCCAUUUGACCUUCCUUUGCUGAAUAAACUUGGAGAAAUGGAAAGUUAGACUACUGAGAUAUCAUGAUUUUAUCCCAUAAAAUCAUGAUAGUCUCAGCGGUAGUCUUGUAGGCUACAAGAGUUGUCUCUCAGCGAUAAUUGAAUGAGAAAGACAAAUACACCAAAAACUAUAAUUAUAAUGCAUGUAAAACAAUAUGAGAAACGCAAAACAAUGUGGGCAGUUCGUCUUUUGUUUCGUUAAAUAUAACACAAUUUUACCUGCGGCCAAGAAAAAAGGGAGGUUUGAAAGGGAACAGGCUGAAAAUAAUUGCUGUUAUUGAAAAUAUCGGUCAGUAUUCCGUAACUAUUCAUGAGUGGGAUGCCUAAAAUGUGUACAAUUCCAUAAUUUGUUUUGGGUCCAUUAAAACCUACACCAAUUGCAGAACAUUUUAGUUGGAGCCACCCACAAUGAGCGUACAGCUAUGACAGGACAUAUUGCCCUGUUAUAUCGCGCCGUAUUGUGUACCGUAUUGUCUGUUACCACGGCACCAAACUUACUGAAUGAUCUCACAUCUCCUGCUGGAAGUUUUCUAAAAAUGAAAAGCUGUUGUUGCCUUGGAAACUGAUUAUCGCGUCAAAAUAUGGACGGAGAAGAUACGAAAACAAUUCGGUAUUGUUCUUUUACGUGCUGCUAAAUGUUUCUCACUAAAUUAGAAUUGACUUGUGCCAGUUGAGUUUAUCAAGAAGUGAAUACUUUUAUGUCAGUUUCAGUUAUAUGAUGGUAUAACGGUUUUGCUGUUUUGCAUUUUCAGUCACGUUCAGUUUUAGCCAAUAAACUUACCACCAAUAACAAAAUUCCGGUUAGAAACUACCCGUUAAAUUAUUUAUUUGUUAAAAAAGCUAAUUGAAUGGAAGACACUUGAGCGUUUUAAGGAAAACACUGCGUCUAUGUUAUAGCCACACUUGAGAGUGGUUUUUUUUUCCAAGAAUUUUGCAUGGACGACUGGAUGUGAAGUCAUCUUUUUUUUAUAUAACCCAUAGGAAAAUAACAUGACCGGGGGAAGGCAGAAUUAUAGCCCCACCGGAAGCGCUAGAUCUCGUGAAAGCAGCCGAGGAAGUCCAGCUCCCAGUUUAAAAGAAAAAAUUGAUCUCAAGCCAGUCUUCAUUUUUCCUUUGCAAGAAAAGCAUAAAUGUCCGAUUUGCCAAAGCGUGCUUCGAUACCCCGUGCAGUUUGAGGAGUGUGGGCAUCGAGUAUGUUCAUCGUGUUUUGCUGAAUUAGAGAGGUAAGUUAAACAAAUGUUAGAUCACUUUCAUUUUCAUGUUUAUGUUCAUGUCGGUUAAUUGCCGUAGUAAAUUUAAACUGCUUAGCUGUCAUUUUUCAGGUUCAGUAGUUCAAGACAAAGUUAUUGCAAGGACCUUGGAGCAUUUUGGUAGUUCCUCGCACAAAAAUUUAUUAGCUAGCUUUUGCAUCAGAAAAAAAGUAUCCGAAACCUACGAAAUUUGACAAUACAUUAUUUUACUAAAUGAGACUGAUAAAAUGUUGAAAUAUUUAUGUCUCGGAAAGAAAUGUGCGAUUGCCUAUUUAACGAUGGUAAACCUGAGUAAAUUCGUUUACUUAUGCAAAAUAUCCACAAUUUCAAGAAGCCACGUUUUCGCUAACUCCAUUUGAAAAGACUCGACUUUAAAAAAAAAAAAAUGUAUGUCAAUGUAUUUAGCAGGAAAGUGCUAAUUGCAUGGGACACUAUUUUUACGUCUCCUACUGGAGACGGGACCGCCAUUUAACGUGGUCAUCCGAGUCACGCGAGGGUCUAGCCAUUUGCAGGGCAAAGGCAGUACCUUCAUUUCUCAGUUAUUUUAAGACCCUGAAUAUUGUUCCGACCCCGGGAAUCAAACCCGCGACCUCCAGCUCUGCAGUCAAGCGCUCUACCUACUGAGCUAAUCGUCAAUAUGCUGUUGCUCAAUUACAUUUAACCGAAGAUUUUAGACUGUUACUUCAAAAUGUUUUCGAAUGUAUCCGUUUUUCGUCCUCAAUUUCAUCGAUAAAGAGUCCCCGUUAAUUGUACGACCCUGAAAAUUGAAAAGAUGUGCGGCGGGUAUUUAGUGACUUUUGUAAAUAACAACAGUAGGCCAGUAUCUACAUUUUUUUUCAACAGGGUCAAGGCCUGGAAAUUUUUCAAUGCAUACUGCGAAAACGGUUCCACCUUUAUAGAAAACGAUUACCAGAAUGGAUAAAUCUGAACCGACUGGCUUGACGUAGUCAUGACUGAAGAUUAUAACGAAACCAGUCGAAAAAAUGUUUUAUACGAAGAAAUAUGUCUUUAUUCUGAACCAUUUAGAUGAAAUAUGAUGAACCACUUAAGUGAAAAAAAGUAUAAAUUACAUUUUGUUUUUUUUCUUCUCUAUUAUAUGAAGUGAAUUUGCUAUUGUAUUGUUAUGUCUAUAUUUCAGAGAGGAAAACCCUCGCUGCCCAGUUAACCAGACUCCUAUUGAUAAGGAUAAAGUGAGUCAAAACUUAGGGCCUGUUUACAUGGAGGUGGGGGACCCCAGGUAGGUGAGGUAACUCACUUUGGUGGGAUAACCCGCCUGUCCAUAUGAUAAUCCCUCAUUUUAGUUUGAUCACGUUUACAUGAUAAUUGGAGUGACCCGCCACAUGUUACCUCACCUAUCUGGGGUCCCCCACUUCCAUGUAAACAGGCCCUUAAAUAUUGAACCUUAGAGCUCUCCACAGUCUCUUCACGCCAAUUAAACAGGCGAACUCCGCCCCAACUGAAUACAGUGUGUUGACUACCAAACAGUAUUAUACAAAAGUGUGCCGGUAUUGUUCAAAAAUUGCAUGCUUUGUAGUUUCGACCUUUUCUGAAAAUAAUAUAUUAUGUACAUUUGCUCAUUUUUAAAACCCUUGUUCACUCCCGGCACUCGUUCAUGCAAGCAAGAAUCUCCCCUUGGUUCAUGUGUUUGACUUGUCAGGGGCAACUGAGAAGGCAGUUUAAUAUUCCCGUACUGUACAUUCCAAGAGCCUACGGCUAUCGGGAAAGAAAUCAUGGAUUACAGUCAUUCUCUGCCGGUUCUUGGCAUUUAUCACUUAAAUGAAUGUCUCUUCUUUUAUGACAGGCAUCGAUUGACAAAGCUUUUAACAAUGAGAUCCUGGCCCUAGACGUGAAGUGCAAAAACCACGAGUGGGGAUGCAAAUGGGAGGGAGAAUUUAAGAACUAUCAGGUAAACAGAUAGUUGUGCAGCUAUACGUAACAGAUUUUAGCCACAAUGCUGGUCUUUGAAUGACCCUAGUUUUAAGGUCCCGGAUCUCAUGAUCCCGUGAUAUUAAGGCAUUGAACAACCCGCGAUCGCGUGUAAUGCACAUUAGUCACGUGACAACUCUAAAAUCAGUCUCCGCGUGAACUGAAGACUGUGUGUGAGAUACAUGAGUCGAAAGCUUCAAUGCUUUAAUGAUACGGAACCUUGAGACUAAAGGUCUCAUACGUUAUCGGCUAUUCUUUCAGAUAUUGGGUGUUUAUGGCUGGGAAUGUUUGAACAAUUUUAAAAUUCGCAAGGAACUGAAAUUACCCGAGUAAUCAAGCACGCAGCCUGCUUGCCGGUUUCACUAGACAACCUUGGGUGAAAAGAUCUGUUUUCUGCCAUAUGAUUCAUUGUAGAAGUAUAACAGAACCGAAGAAAAUCGAAAAAGAAUCGAGAAAGAUGGCACUGACCAACGUUAUUUUUACGCUCAAACAUGCUGAAAUAGAUAUGUCUAUACUCUAAGGCGCAGUAAAAACUUUUAUUAAACCACCGCCCAAUUUUUUAUAUCACUUUCUGGCAAUCUUAUAGAUAAAUACAAGCUCCCUUGCAACACCAGCGACAAUUGACUACUAAUGAGGGAAAACAGAGAUUAUAGAGACCGAAAAAAUAUACGUUUUUUUAACGAAAAACGAACUUAAAACGUGCUCACAAAAAUAUUUUUAUUACUCUCAAAUACCGGUUAAAGAGGAUUCUCUCUAAGGGCUGGGUUCGGUCUGGAUUUUACCUGGUGUUAUCUAACACUGUACUAGGUUUGUCCGGUAGUAAUGUGGGAGUUCAGCUUAGAGAAAGGUCUCUGUUGAUUGACAUUCGACGAUUUUUAAAUCGUGCUUUAAGGCACUGCACAUUUGAAGGAUAUGUAUUUUGAUAUUUUAACAUGCCUUGUAGGACCAUUAUUCAAACUGCGAGUACGCUGAAAUCCUGUGCCAGAAUGACUGUGGAGCUAAAUUUCAAAAACGAUUUCUGCAAAAACAUUUGGACAAAGACUGUCCCAAGAAAAUCAUUGCCUGUCCGUACUGUGACGAACGGCAUCUGCGCGAGGACAAGAAGGUAAAAAACGAAUUAACUUUAAAGGAAAGAGAAUUCUUUUCUCUUCUCAAGUUUCCCUUCUUACUUCUUAUCACUAACUCGUUUUUUGUAAACGUACGUGGAUAUCACUUGAUGUUUUGAAAGUAACGUGCUAAGGUUUGCGUUAACCGCCCCUUAACUCGGAUUAAAUCUUCCUCCCGAAGGGUCAGUUCGGACUUGUGCCUUGUACAACGACGGAGGAAAAAAUAUAUGAUUGACUACAGAAAAUCUUAUGUCGCUUUGUCGACUAAUUAAAAGUAAAAACCUCAACGGGUCAAAACAUCAACCCACACAAUGUAGAAGUACUAUCUGACGAAAAUAGCACCAUCAAGCGCAGAGUUUUGGAAUUUUCUACCCUAAAAAAUCUGUGAAAGUAACAAACUUAACACAGAACACGAAUGUUAAGGCUUAAAUUGCUAGCUAGCUCAAGACGGAAUAUUGUUGGCUGUCUUUCACAGGCUCAUCUGGCAGAGGAAUGUCCAAAACUUCCCUUACCUUGCCCCAAUAAAUGCGACAAGAAACUGGAGAUUCCACGAGAUGAGGUAUGUUUAUAAAACGCAUUAGCAGGCAACCAAAAUAUUCAACAUUUCUUGGUCAUACAUUUAGCGCAAGCUCAUAAAUUAAUGGAGUUACGGUGAAGGUCUCUGAUUUGUUCAUUAAGGAGAAAACGAGCAGAAUUGAUUCGCAACGUGGACCUUUGGGCAGUGGUUUUGCCCAAAUUUUCUGCGAAUUCGUCUCUUUAAGGUUAAAGACACUUUGAAAACCUUUUCGUUUUGAAAAUCUAAAUGAGUUUUAAAGCCAAACUGAUGCCAAUGAUAUCAGUCUUGCAUCCUUCUAUUUCAAGGUCGAUCAUUCCCCCAACCCACCUCCAGUCCCUAAUUUUAGCUUUUAGCUUUGGAACUUUUAGUUUAUAGAAGCUAUCAAGAAUAGUUUCGGUCAGUAUUUUUUGCUUGUAUUGCGCACACCAAAACCAAUGUUCCACAUUGACGUUCUUUGUUUUUUUGUAGCUUGACAAACACAUUGAGGAGGACUGCCCAAAGACGAAAAUGAUGUGUGAAUUUGAGUCCAUUGGUUGCACACAUCGGGUAAGACUACAAACGGUUCAAUGAUGUUCAAUGAUGUCUUCACUUAUCCUUUAUCCUGCGCAAGCUUGACAGCAGAGGAUAUUCUUCGCCAAAAUAUUGACAAAUCAAGAUUCCUUCUGACGGACCUUAGCUGUUUGUGCCUGUGUGUGUCUUGCCGACAGGCUGGUCCUUCCUUACAGUUGCCGAUCUAAGGCGCGCGUCUUGACCGCCACGCGGGGGCCGCCAUCCUUCACUCUAUCUAGCAUUCCCGUGUCUGCCAGGUGGCCUCCUUCCUAUUAUUCUCCACUAAAUAACUAUAUAGGACAAGAUCAACAUGCCGUAGGGUAUGACCAAGCCAGACUCUCUGUCUUCUGUGGAUAACAGAUAUGAUGGCCUUCUCCUCACCGACACGCCUCAAUAAUAACUUCUUCGUUAGCUUUUUACCAUGAAUUUUCCGGCAAGAACAAAGAUUAAUCUCCUCGAUUAAUCACUAGCGUGUUCAACAAAGUAGAAAUCUGAUUUCUCAUUCUUUUAUGGAAUUUAAAUCUAUGACGUUCCUGCACCAAUGAGCUAAGGAAAGUCCCACUUGUGUCAUUCUUUUCAUUUUACAGUGCAGUCGGGAGAAAAUGCCAAAGCACUACAAGAGCAACAUGAUCGAACACGUCAGGUCGAUCUUUCUGAAGAUUAACGAACAAGAUGAGAGACUGGAGAAACAUGAAAACAUGCUUCAGGAAAACGCAGACCUCAUCAAAGGAGUAGACAAGCGCGUUGGAGAUCUGGAAAAAAUCGCCAACAGUCAGCUGAUCUGGCGGAUCGAGGACUACACGCGGAAGCUGAAGGAAGCGAAGGCGGGCAAUGGUGACACGCUGUUUAGUCCAACGUUUACAACCAGUAAACACGGCUACCGCCUGUGCGCCUCCGUCUGCUUGAACGGCGACGGAAAAGGCAAAGGUUCGCACAUGUCUGUGUUUAUCAGUGUACUUAGAGGUGAGAAACGUUUCAGCACUUGAAUUACGCAUUCACGUUUUCCUGCUCAUUAGACACACGGUCAAAUACCUUACAAAAUGCUCGUAAUUACAGGCUUUAACAGUCAACUCAGUAAUGUCAUUCAUGGAUCAAAAUUGGUUGCAUGUAUUCUGCUGAAGAAGAGAUACCGUUUUGAACGACCAAGGCUAUGUUUAUGUUUACAUUAUACCAGAUAGAUUUUGCGCCGGCGCGAAAAGGAUACCGGGUAGGACUUUUGUUCAUACAUAAGAAUCGUAAUUUCGGCGCGAACCCUGUAUGUAACGAAGCGGAACUGUGCAGCGCCUAUCUCUAAAGUGGAGAAAUACAUAUCGGAUGGGUGUUCAUAAUAUAUUGGAAAGCUUUUCGUGUAUUCGAUAUAGUAUAAACAUACCCCAAGUGGAAUCAGGGCUGAACACUACAUUACAUCGUUUACAUCUAAGUCGUUUCGUUUCACGUACUUAUAACAAUAUAAUUCCUUGAAGUGACAUUUUCAAAAGUAAGUUAGUCUUCUUUCACGCGCGAAUUGCCUCAGUUAUUGAUUUUUAGUUAUCAAUUUCUAUCUAUUAAACCCUAUACUUUUCAAAGAUGGAAGGAAGUAAGAACCGGCUAAUUCGUUGUCCGACUUCCAGGUCAGCUGACUCGUAAGAGAAAUAAUAACAAUUGGCAAAACUCGUUCAUCUCCUAGAAUAAUACACUAUACGAGAUUCAACUUAGGAUUCUCGAUGGUGAUGAUGAUGACAAUGACGAUGUUUGUGCAGAAGUCUGGCAAAAUUAAACUGUCAGCUAACAUGAUGUUCUGAUAUGAGCCUCAGUAUAAUGCAUGGCGUGCAGUUUUGAAAUAUUAAAUAAGCGACAAAUGUCCGUGAAAAGAAAGAACGAGGAAGAUGUGAACUCUCUUCUAGGCCCAGUCUCCAGCCGUGGGUGUCUCGAUGCGCCCGCGGGACUUCCCUAGAGUCGAAUAGUAAAUGCCGAGCAGUGGUCACAAAACGAGUGUAAAUUCAAGCAUUCAUUCUCUACGCUAACACCCAUCGAGAAUUUUUUUAUUGCUCAACUGUGUCCUGUUUCUGUUAUAGGGGCAUUCGACGCUUUGUUAAAAUGGCCGUUCGAUUACAGAGUCACGUUCUACUUGCUGGAUCAAGACCAGGAUCAUACGCAACGUAAACACAUUAAAUUCAGCAUCAAACCUAAUCCCUGUCCAGAGAACGAGCCAUUCCUUGGGAGACCAAAACUGGAGAAAAACGCCAGCUUUGGUGGUGCAAAGUUCGCCAAACACGACGAAAUCGAAACCCGGAACUACCUCAAGGACGAUACGAUAUUUCUGAAGAUCUCUGUUGAUUGUGAUGGAUUAAGUGAGCCGUAGAGACCGAAGCAUUUUUACUGCUUCAUCCGUGAAAACCAAAUUGUGUAAAUAGCGUAGUCUAAGGUAGAUAUCUGAGCACCUGUUUGUGCUAAGUACACAGGGCAAAAAAUGACAUCAAUGGCCAGUGUCAAUUCAACAAGAAAAUCAGUGUUCCUAAAUCACUGGAAAUUUCUUACGAAUAACCUAGUUUUGUUAACCUGUUACUACAUUAGUACACUUAAACUUCACCCCGCGCGCUAACCUUUUCAAGUAAGAAAGUUUUCAUUUUAGGUAACGAAAAUUGAUUUUCAUUUGCGCAGAAUGAAUUUGUCUGUUGAAGGGCCAUUUUGCGCAUCAGGAAGUGUACCCUUGUGCUUCUAGUGUCCAAAAAAUCUUGAGAGAAUCUUCAUAAUACUGUCCCUUUCAAUACUCUCUAACUCCCAAAAGUACGUCACCACUCAUUCAAUUCUCCUUACAGUAAAAUUGCUCAAUCAAACAUACAGCUCGUGAGGAAAAAGAGAAAUGAUCAACAAGUUCAAAAAGGUUUUGACUGUUGAACAACUUCUCCUUACCAGUACCACAGAAUAAAGUGAAGAAUAGGCAAGCUUUCCUCUUUAGAGGCUGAAAGGGACUUUGUUUAUGGAGAAAAGAGGAUGCAGGCAAAAAAUUAGGAGUAGGUCUUUCAGCGUUCGAGUCCGCACUCGGUACAGCACAAUAGAUAUACCCCGUGCGAACCUCAUCGGGGGACAGAUACCUCAUAUCUUUUUUUAGUUUGCAUGUUUUGUCUUCCCUGAUUUCAGACUAUGUGAUGUUACCCCAUAGAACUGUCUCCUCCAAAUGCCAUGGUGAAAGGAAGGUUUUCACACUAAGAUAAAGGUUCCAUUCCCAGAGGAUUAGCUUAGAACACCAACAUGGCCGCGGUUUUAUUGUUUUGGUUCACCAAUAUAGCAGACAUGACGUCAUGUGAAAACGCUCUUUACUUCAUGAAAAGAAAAAAAGGUAAAUUCCUUUGAAAACAUCACGUGGUAUGAAUUGGGAAAACAAAACAUACAAGCUAAAAAAGGUAUAUUUGUUACGAUAACUGUGCAAGGUAGAAGAAUUUAUUAAGCUUCCGACUUCAGAUAAGUACAUGUACAACUGUCUCAUAUCAUUUACUUGGAAGUACCCAAGCACUAAUAGUGCAAAGGGUGUCGAAGAAGAAAACUUUUAAGAAAAGUUAAAAAAAAAAACAAACAAAAAAAAACAAGAAUAUUUAAAAUGUUGAUAAAGCUCCAAAGUUCGCGCAUGCACAUACUUAUACCUAAAACUAUUCUAUUCAGUAUUACCCGUAAUGGAGACAAAAGAUAGAACCACACUGGGCGAGUCGAAUUUUUUCGCAUGUUUUCGGGCUAAGCCGAUUAAGUAUAGUUAAAUAAUAGCUUUGUUUCUUUAUUGCAUUAAGGAGC